Messenger RNA from Aspergillus melleus, 1470 nucleotides. RefSeq names its product RNA-dependent ATPase DBP3 (gene dbp3). The record is from RefSeq and is a predicted model, not a curated record. Gene Ontology annotation, molecular function: RNA helicase activity; RNA binding; ATP binding. Lineage: Eukaryota; Fungi; Ascomycota; Eurotiomycetes; Eurotiales; Aspergillaceae. Gene Ontology annotation, biological process: rRNA processing. Gene Ontology annotation, cellular component: nucleolus. The coding region runs from base 1 to 1470 and encodes 489 amino acids. The transcript is spliced from 3 exons.
AUGGCGAAACGCACUCACCAGAAUGAAGAAAACCCACAGGUUAGAGCAAAGAAAAAAUCAAAGAGCAACGGGCAUUCCGACAAGAAAGAGCAUCCCAAGCGGGAUGUUCCCUCAAGUGAUGAUAUACCUCAAUCAGAGAUCGAUGAUUUUCUCGAGAAGAAUUCGAUCAAGAUAACAGAUACCACGCCCGAGAAGGAGUCGCCUCGUCCAAUUUUGUCAUUUUCUCAUCUUCCCCCUCAUGAUGGUGACCUCUACAGCCCUCUGAGUUCGUUUACCGCCCCAACAGCCAUUCAGUCAACCACCUGGCCAUUACUCUUCGCCGGCCGUGAUGUCAUUGGUAUUGCGGAAACUGGGAGUGGGAAAACUCUUGCUUUCGGCCUCCCGUGUCUAAAAAAGAUGCAAGACUUGGUCAACAAGUCGAAAUUCAAACCCGCUCGUCCUUUGGCCGUGAUCAUGUCUCCUACCCGAGAGUUGGCCCUGCAGAUAUACGAUCAGCUCUUGAAAUACACCAAAUCAACUGACAUCCGCUUGGCCUGUAUUUACGGUGGCGUGAACAAGGAUGAGCAGCGCCAGAACCUAAAACGGGCGGCUGUUGUUGUUGCGACACCCGGCAGACUGAAGGAUCUUCAAAAUGACGGAUCAGUGGACCUGGGGAAAGUCAAAUACCUUGUUCUGGACGAAGCCGAUCGUAUGCUUGACAAGGGGUUUGAACAGGAUAUCAAGGACAUUAUCCAGCCUAUGCCCACAUCCCGCCGUCAGACCGUCAUGUUCACGGCAACCUGGCCCCCUGUCGUGAGAGAUCUUGCAUCGACUUUCAUGAACACACCGGUGACCGUUACUAUCGGCGGGGAUCCGUCGGCCGAUCCACGCGCGAACACGCGCAUAAAACAAGUCGUGGAAGUGGUAAAACCAUUUGACAAGGAAUCUCGACUUGUUCAGUUACUGAACCCGUGUCAGCGCGGGCCGAAUCCGGACAAGGUUUUAGCAUUUUGCUUAUACAAGAAGGAGGCGGUGCGUAUUGAAAGGCUGCUUCGCGCAAAAGGAUUCCGAGUUGCGGGUAUCCAUGGUGAUAUGAACCAGCAAGAACGAUUCAGAAGCUUGGAUGCUUUCAAGACUGGAAAUGCUACGGUUCUUGUUGCGACUGAUGUGGCAGCUCGUGGUCUCGACAUACCCGCAGUUAAACUUGUCAUUAACGUGACAUUCCCACUAACUGUGGAGGAUUAUGUGCAUCGGAUUGGCCGAACUGGCCGUGCAGGAGCCGAGGGUCACGCUAUCACCCUAUUUACAGAAACGGAUAAAGCUCAAUCAGGAGCGUUGAUCAACGUUCUCAAGGCCGCAAACCAAGAGGUACCAGAAGAUCUUCUCAAAUUCGGUUCAACUGUCAAAAAGAAGCAACAUGGCGCAUAUGGCGCCUUCUUCAAGGAUGUCGACUCCAGCAAAACAGCCACAAAGAUCGUGUUUGAAGAGUGA